Mucor velutinosus is the source of this 282-nucleotide messenger RNA. RefSeq names its product Transmembrane nucleoporin. The record is from RefSeq and is a predicted model, not a curated record. NCBI's taxonomy places the organism in Eukaryota, Fungi, Mucoromycota, Mucoromycetes, Mucorales, Mucoraceae. The transcript has a single exon. The coding region runs from base 1 to 282 and encodes 93 amino acids.
AUGUCUCAUUACGGAAACUCUGAUGUUGCCCACUCUGAAGCCGCUUUGCAAGCUGGUCGUCCCUACGAAAAGUCUACCGAAGGCCAUAACCAAAUGUUUGACAAUGUCAAGGAAUUAGAAAAGCAUCACCGACAAGAAUUCUCUCAUGGUGCUACUAAGAAGUCUCGUGGCGAGCAAAUGGACGAGCAAUUGGCCGAAGAGGACAAAGAAACUGUUCAAAGAAUGGAGCAAGCUCAUAAGCAGAGUGAACAAGCUCAUCAACCCAAGCAUAAGCAUGAAUAA